Molecule: messenger RNA, 1066 nt
Organism: Sorghum bicolor (sorghum)
Lineage: Eukaryota; Viridiplantae; Streptophyta; Magnoliopsida; Poales; Poaceae
Exons: 2
Coding region: 123-830 (235 amino acids)
Biological process (GO): response to heat
Source: RefSeq, a predicted model, not a curated record
AUGUAGUAUAUAAAGGCUCUUCUUUCAUACAUGAGUACCACAAGACGACCUCCAACUAGCUAGGCAAGAAUUAGCAUGCAUUAAGAUCUCUCUAUUUCAUCUCUCUAUUUCAUCUUCAAUAGAUGUCGACGAUCAUGGCAUCUUACACCACCCCAGUGAGACCAUCCCCAGCAUUGAGACCGCAGGCUUGCUCUCUCUUGCUAGCACGUGGAUCCUGGAAACCCUCUGUGGCAUUACGGCCUUCUGCUACGGUGAAGUGCCGACGGCGGGCACUCACCGUGACCUGUGCGCUCCCGGAGAAAGAACGGCCACCGGCAUUCAGCAUCCCACCCACAGCUAUGCUGUGCCCCGUGCCGCCGCCGGACGGCAAGGAGCGGUGGGACAUCAAGGACGAGGACGACCGCGUCACGCUGUGGCUCCAGGUGCCAGGGCUGUCGGAGAGCGACAUCGAGGUGACCACCAGCGAGGACGUCCUCGAGAUCAAGCGCCGGGUCACCGCCACACAACAGCCGGCGGCGCCCGUGGACGCGCACGGAGUCGGCGCGUUCCACAUCCGGCUGCUACUUACCAAGGAGUACGACGGCCAAAAUGUGACGGCCGAUCUCAAGGCCGGCAUGCUGGAGGUCACCGUUCCCAAGAACACGCAACGCCAAGGCAAACGCGUCGUGCUGGGGGCGCCCAGGCCCACGCCCACGCCCACGCCCACGCCCACGCCCCGGGGAAACGAGGGCAGUAACAGGAAAGGUCCUCCUCAACCUCAACCACAAGAAAGGAAACCAGAACAAACCCCGGGGCCAGGGAGACAGAAUACAAAUGGAUCAACGUUCUAGCUGCCGAGGGUUUUCUUCGAUGUUGUUUGAAACAAGCCUCGCAUUAUUUCUGGCUCCUUAUGGACAAAAACCAGUAAUCGGCUUAUGUUAUAUCAUUUGCCUGGGGAUGGAGAGAGCUUACGCUGUUGUACGUAGUAUCUUGUGUGUUUCCUUUAAAACCUUUGUUUUCUUUAUUACAAGGGUUCUUUUGGGUGUGCGGUCACAGACACAGAGUUGUGGGGAUCAAGUGUUCGACA